Messenger RNA from Rangifer tarandus platyrhynchus (Svalbard reindeer), 3453 nucleotides. The record is from the annotation of a GenBank genome assembly. NCBI's taxonomy places the organism in Eukaryota, Metazoa, Chordata, Mammalia, Artiodactyla, Cervidae.
AUGGAUUCCAAAGAUGAAAGCUCACACGUGUGGCCCCCGGCUGCAGAACAUGAGGAGAACGCCGCACAGGUGCAUUUUGUUCCAGACGCUGGAACUGUGGCCCAGAUCGUCUACACCGAUGACCAGGUCCGUCCGCCGCAGCAAGUGGUGUACACGGCAGAUGGUGCCUCCUACGCCUCCGUGGAUGGUCCUCAGCACACACUGGUCUACAUCCAUCCCGUGGAAGCUGCGCAGACACUGUUUACAGACCCAGGCCAAGUAGCUUAUGUCGAGCAGGAUGCUGCAGCUCAGCAGGCCUCACUGCCCGUGCACAACCAGGUGUUACCCUCAAUCGAGAGUGUGGAUGGCUCGGACCCUCUGGCGACUCUGCAAAACCCCAUGGCCAGACUGGAGGCCAAGGAGGAGGAGGACGAGGACGAGGACGAGGAUUCUGAGGACGAGGAGGAGGAAGACGGUGAGGACACUGACCUGGACGACUGGGAACCUGACCCCCCUCGGCCCUUUGACCCGCACGACUUGUGGUGUGAGGAGUGUAACAACGCACACUCUUCCGUGUGCCCGAAGCACGGCCCCCUGCACCCGAUCCCCAACCGGCCGGUGCUGACGCGGGCACGGGCCAGCCUCCCGCUGGUGCUCUACAUUGACAGGUUCCUGGGCGGCGUGUUCUCCAAGAGGCGCAUCCCCAAGCGCACCCAGUUUGGCCCCGUGGAGGGGCCACUGGUCAGGGAAUCAGAGCUGAAGGGCUGUUACAUCCACCUCAAGGUUUCUCUCGAUAAAGGGGACAGAAAGGACAGGGAUUUGCAUGAAGACCUGUGGUUUGAGUUGUCGGAUGAGACCCUCUGUAACUGGAUGAUGUUCGUACGUCCGGCCCAGAACCACCUGGAGCAGAACCUGGUAGCAUAUCAGUAUGGCCACCACGUGUACUACACAACAAUCAAGAACGUGGAGCCCAAGCAGGAGCUCAAGGUGUGGUAUGCUGCUUCCUAUGCCGAAUUUGUGAACCGGAAAAUCCAUGACAUUUCUGAGGAAGAGCGGAAAGUUCUUCGAGAGCAAGAGAAGAAUUGGCCCUGCUAUGAAUGCAACCGCCGAUUUAUAAGCUCUGAACAGCUGCAGCAGCAUCUCAAUUCUCACGAUGAGAAACUGGAUGUGUUCAGCAGAGCAAGAGGCAGAGGAAGGGGCCGAGGUAAGAGGCGGUUUGGCCCUGGUCGAAGGCCAGGACGUCCUCCCAAAUUUAUCCGCUUGGAGAUAACCAGCGAAAAUGGGGAAAAGUGUGACGAUGGCACACAGGACCUGUUGCAUUUUUCCACCAAGGAGCAGUUCGAUGAGGCUGAAGCCGCGACUCCUAACGGGCUGGACCAAUCAGAGCAGCCCACCCUCCCGCUCCCUCAGCUGCCCCCGGAAGCCCCAUCUUCUCUGGAGCAGGAGCCGGACACGCACGAGCUGCACCUGCAGCCCCAGCAUGAGGAGAGCGUGCUGCCCGCUCAGAGCACCCUGACGGCCGACGACAUGCGCCGUGCCAAGCGCAUCCGGAAUGCAGCUCUGCAGCAUCUGUUUAUUCGGAAGUCUUUCCGGCCUUUUAAAUGCUUGCAGUGUGGGAAGGCCUUCCGUGAGAAGGACAAACUGGACCAACACUUGCGCUUCCAUGGGCGGGAGGGGAACUGCCCGUUGACCUGUGACCUCUGUAACAAGGGCUUCAUCAGCAGUGCGUCCUUGGAGAGCCACAUGAAGCUCCACUCGGACCAGAAGACUUACUCUUGCAUUUUUUGCCCAGAAUCCUUUGACCGCCUUGAUUUGUUGAAAGAUCACGUGGCCAUUCAUAUCAAUGAUGGCUACUUCAGCUGCCCAACUUGUAAGAAACGGUUCCCAGAUUUUAUCCAGGUGAAGAAGCACGUGCGCAGCUUCCACUCAGAGAAGAUCUACCAGUGCACGGAGUGCGACAAGGCCUUCUGCCGCCCCGACAAGCUGCGUCUGCACAUGCUCCGCCACUCGGAUCGCAAGGACUUCCUCUGCUCCACGUGUGGGAAGCAGUUCAAGCGGAAAGACAAACUCCGGGAGCACAUGCAAAGGAUGCACAAUCCUGAGAGGGAGGCCAAGAAAGCUGACCGCAGCAGCCGCUCCAAGACGUUCAAGCCCCGCAUCACGUCCACUGACUACGACAGCUUCACGUUCAAGUGCCGCCUCUGCAUGAUGGGCUUCCGGAGGCGGGGCAUGCUGGUAAAUCACUUAUCAAAAAGGCACCCAGACAUGAAGAUAGAAGAGGUGCCAGAGUUAACUCUACCCAUCAUAAAGCCCAACCGUGACUACUUCUGUCAGUAUUGUGAUAAGGUUUACAAAAGUGCCAGCAAGCGAAAAGCCCAUAUUCUGAAGAACCAUCCUGGGGCCGAGCUUCCGCCAAGCAUUCGGAAACUUCGCCCCGCGGGCCCCGGAGAGCCAGACCCCAUGCUGAGCACCCACACCCAGCUCACGGGCACCAUAGCCACCCCGCCCGUCUGCUGCCCUCACUGCUCCAAACAGUACAGCAGCAAGACCAAGAUGGUACAACACAUUCGAAAGAAGCACCCAGAGUACGCCCAGCUCCCCAACACCAUUCACACACCUCUGACCACAGCUGUGAUCAGUGCAACGCCAGCUGUCCUGACGACCGACAGCGCCACUGGAGAGACCGUGGUGACGACAGACCUGCUAACCCAGGCAAUGACAGAGCUGUCCCAGACCUUAACGACGGAUUACCGAACACCACAAGGGGACUAUCAGAGAAUCCAGUACAUUCCUGUGUCACAGUCCACGUCCGGCCUGCAGCAGCCUCAGCACAUACAGCUCCAAGUGGUGCAGGUGGCUCCGGCCACUUCCCCACACCAGUCCCAGCAGUCCACGGUGGAUGUCGCCCAGCUCCACGACCCUCAGACCUACACACAGCACGCCAUCCAGGUGCAGCACAUCCAGGUCACCGAGCCCCCUGCGCCCUCUGUGUCCACAUCCCAGGUGGCUGGGCAGCCGCUGAGUCCCUCCCCACAGCAGUCUCAGCAGGGACUCAGCCCCUCGCAUGUCGCAGGUAGCUCCUCACAGGGCCAGGCCCUCCAGCAGCCUUCCCAGGGCUCCACGGUCCAGCACACGUAUCUCCCCAACACCUGGAAUUCCUUCCGUGGCUACCCAUCGGAGAUUCAAAUGAUGACACUUCCCCCAGGUCAGUUUGUGAUUACAGACAGUGGUGUGGCAACUCCAGUCACCACUGGCCAGGUGAAGGCGGUCACUCCGGGUCAUUAUGUGUUAUCAGAAAGUCAAUCAGAAUUGGAGGAAAAGCAAGCAUCUGCUCUCUCUGGAGGAGUCCAGGUUCAGCCAGCUGCACACAGUGACUUGGACCCCCAGACCACCAGCCAACAGCCCACCCAGUACAUCAUCACAACCACCACCAACGGGAAUGGGAACAGUGAAGUGCAUAUCACUAAACCCUAA